AUGAAGGCAGCAGCUCCGGGAGGAUUCCUGGUGCUGCCAUGGCCCGGAGGAGGCGGCGCCGGCACCGGUGACGGUGGAUCGGACCCUGUUGUGGGGGAGGAGGGCUGGGGGAGGCUGCUGCUGAGGAGUGGAGCACUGCUGGGAUUCACUCUGAUCUGUAUGGCGGUGCUGAGGAAAUGGAUUGGAGGGGGAGUGUGUCGCUGUUCGGUUCGUCUGGACGGGAAGACAGUUCUGAUUACAGGAGCGAACACCGGCAUCGGCAAAGAGACGAGCAGGGACAUGGCUCAAAGAGGUGCCCGGGUGGUGAUGGCGUGCAGGGAUCUGACCCGAGCGGAGCGGGCUGCCGAGGAGGUCCGCCGGUCGACAGGGAACGGAAACGUGGUGAUCAGACACCUGGACCUCGCCUCCGUCUACUCUGUCAAGCAGUUCGCCAAAGACUUCCUGGACAGUGAAGACAGACUGGACAUUCUCAUCAACAAUGCAGGAGUGAUGAUGUGUCCAAAAUGGCUGACAGAAGACGGCUUUGAGACUCAGCUGGCUGUUAAUCAUCUGGGUCAUUUCUUGCUGACCAAUCUACUGGUGCCAAAGCUGAAGAGCUCCGCCCCUAGUCGCGUGAUUAAUGUGUCGUCCAUCGCCCACCAAGGAGGUCGCAUCGACUUCGAUGACUUGUUCUUCAGCCGGAGAACAUACAGUUCUCUGGAGAGCUACCGGCAGAGCAAACUGGCCAACGUGCUGUUCUCCAGAGAACUCGCCUGCAGACUCAAAGGCUCUGGUGUGUCAUCGUUCUCCCUCCACCCUGGUGUGAUCCGGACCGAGCUGGGCCGUCAUGUGGAAGGCUGGUUCCCCCUGCUGGGGAUGCUGCUGAGGCUGCCCUCGCUGCUGCUCAUGAAGACCCCGUGGCAGGGCUGCCAGACCACCGUGUACUGCGCCGUGACGCCGGGCCUCGAGGAACGCUCAGGACGCUACUUCAGUGACUGUGCAGAGAAGGAGACAGCGCCGGAGGGUCGGGACGAUGUGGCGGCGAGAAGGCUGUGGGAGGAGAGCGCCCGAUUGGUCGGAUUAAAGGACUUGUAGUGAAAAUAAGAAGUGACGGAGCUGCAGCGCCCCCAACAGGACAGAACAAAUGACCCUUAACAUCUGCUGGUUCUGUUAGUCUGAAAGGCAAGCUUCAUGUUGCUGUUUAAUCAGGUACAUGUGUGUUCUUUAACUCACACAGUCCUCAUGUUCCACAUGGUCCACAUGUUCCAGGUGUUUGGACUCCUGAGAACGAGUCUGAACACACUUCAAACAUCAGUAUGUUCCCCUAAUGUUCCCUCUACAUUUCCUUCAUGCUGUCUUGUUGGUCUCUUUAGGUUCCCUUAGUGUUGUCUUUAUCUGUCACUUUCUAUUUAGGUUCUCUUAAUGUCUUUUAUGAUGUUUCCUCAUAGUUACUUUUAUUCUUUCUUUGUGUUCCCUUGCUGUUCCUUUAAGUUCCUUCAGUGUUCCCUUUACGUUCUUUUCAUGUUUCCUGUUCAUGAAGUUCUUUCAGUGUUCCUCAUCAGGUUCCCUUUAUGUUCCCUUGUGGGUCUCUUAAUGUUCCCUUCAUAUUCACUUUAUAUUUCUUUCAGUGUUCCUGUUUAGC
Stegastes partitus (bicolor damselfish) is the source of this 1621-nucleotide messenger RNA. It is a transcript of the gene crdhl, whose product is annotated as retinol dehydrogenase 12. NCBI's taxonomy places the organism in Eukaryota, Metazoa, Chordata, Actinopteri, Pomacentridae. The coding region runs from base 1 to 1074 and encodes 357 amino acids. The record is from RefSeq and is a predicted model, not a curated record. The transcript has 7 exons.